CUCAUCUCUCUUGCUAGUCAUCUACCAAAACAUCAUAUUAGCAUGCUCAUGUGGCUCUGCACCAAGCACAUUUCCUUCAACCAACACCACCACCACAUCAGCAAAAGCCCCUCCCCCAACUGCCUGCACUGUGAAAACACUGCAGAAACAGUUCUGCAUUACCUGCUCAUCUAUCCCCAAUAUGCAAGGGCUUGCCAUGUUCUAACCUCUACCCUUCGAUGCUGUGCAUCCUCUAUACCCUACCUACUCUCCAACCCCAAAGCAAGUGCACCACUCAUCCAUUUCGUCAAUAGCACAGGCCGUCUGCGAUCAACCUUCAGUGAUGUUUCCCCCCAAACUCGAAAUAACAGUUGA
Molecule: messenger RNA, 354 nt
Organism: Suillus bovinus
Lineage: Eukaryota; Fungi; Basidiomycota; Agaricomycetes; Boletales; Suillaceae
Exons: 1
Source: RefSeq, a predicted model, not a curated record